CAUGGCUUUCCCCCUUUUCUCGCAACUGGCAUCUCCAAGCGAGCUGCCGCAGCCCCAAAUCUUCCCAGCCAUCCACAACACAGCACUAAUGCAGGAGUCGACACCACCAGACAGAAUUCCCCGUGACGGCCAACUCUGCCAUCCUGAAACAAGAAAGAAGUGCAGUGCCGCCAAAAAGCAAGCCAGGCCUCCCUCCUCCUCACACACAAAAGAAGACCAAAGCCCUCGUCCUCCCCAAUCGAACCUUCGACCAAAUCUUCCAACCUUCGUUUCCAGACUUUUCCCCCGUCAGUCCGUCAUGGCAUCAACGAUUCCCCAUGUCCAGUAACCAGCAUUGAAACGUCCCCAGGAAAUCCUCGCGAGUGAAACGCAAAUGCGCCACCUUUCCUGUACCCACGGACCUCAAGAAUCAUCCCGGGACUACGGAUAUUUCAACCAGCCAUCUCCUGGGUGCCCCCACUCCUGCAUCUGCGCAAACGAAACGCACCCGAACGAACGAACGAAUGAACGGACGGACGAACCGGCGCCGUUUAUGUAACGACGCAUAUCCUGUCCUUGCAUGCAGCUCAACCGUCGACAUACUUCCGGAAGUGA
Messenger RNA from Hyaloscypha bicolor E, 594 nucleotides. RefSeq lists its product as uncharacterized. The record is from RefSeq and is a predicted model, not a curated record. Lineage: Eukaryota; Fungi; Ascomycota; Leotiomycetes; Helotiales; Hyaloscyphaceae. The transcript has 2 exons. The annotation marks the transcript as partial.